GCGCCGCGGACAUGGUGGGGCAAGAAGCGUGGGGCGUCCAGGGAGGCGCCUACGAACGCCUCCGGCCUUUCAGCCGAAAGAAAUGCAGCCCUGAAGAAAGUGCGUCCUUUCUCAGCAAGAUAACAUAUUCCUGGUUCAGCAGAGUUAUAACUUCAGGCUAUAAGAAACCAUUGGAAAGGGAGGACCUGUUUGAGCUAAACCAAAGUGAUUCAGCCUAUGUUGUAUGUCCAGAUUUUGAAAAGCAGUGGAGAAAGGAAAUUUUUAGGUCAACCAAGGACAUACAGGCUCCUGCUUAUAAAGAUGUUAGAGAGACGCCAGUUUCUCAAAAGCCAUCUCUUCUUUCCCCACUGUGGCAAACAUUUAAAUUUUUAUUGAUCAAAGUCACUCUUCUCAAAGUUGCAGCUGAUAUGUUGGCUUUUACAAGUCCACAGAUUAUGAAAAAGAUGAUUCUACAGUUUGAGCAUCAUUCUGGUUCAUACUGGAAUGGUUAUGGGUAUGCAGUUGGUCUUUUUCUUGUGGUUGCUCUUCAGACACUUAUCCAUCAGGUUUAUCAACGUUUUAACAUGCUUACCGCUGUCAAAAUUAAGACUGCAGUUGUUGGACUUGUAUACAAAAAGGCCUUAAAUUUAUCCAGCUCUUCGCGACAGAAAUACACAACUGGGGAAAUAGUUAACUUGAUGUCAGCCGAUAUCCAGCAACUCAUGGAACUGACCCUCAACCUGAACCUCUUGUGGUCAGCCCCAUUCCAGAUCCUGCUAACCAUCAUCUUCCUUUGGCAAGAACUGGGCCCUUCGGUGUUGGCAGGUGUUGGCGUGCUACUUUUGAUUCUGCCUAUUAAUGCUUUUGUGGCUGCCAGAGUGAAGCAACUCAAGAAAGAUCAGAUGAAGAAUAGUGAUCAACAAGUUAAACUCCUAAGUGAAAUCUUGCAUGGAAUAAAGAUUCUCAAGCUAUACGCAUGGGAGCCUUCAUAUCAGAAAAAGAUUGUGGAAAUUCGGGAACGUGAAAUAGAUGUUUUGAAAUCCUCUGGAUACCUGACAACAUUCUCCAUGCUGACAUUGACUUGUAUACCUUUCCUGGUCUCUCUGGCUACAUUUGGAGCCUAUUUUCUGUUGGACGAAGAAAAUGUUUUAACUGCAGCUAAAGUUUUUACAUCUAUCUCUUUGUUUAAUAUUUUACGACUACCUUUGUUCGAUUUGCCCACAGUGAUUUCAGCAAUAGCUCAGACAAAGGUUUCUUUGGGUCGUUUAGAGGGUUUUCUGUCUUCUGAAGACCUUGACCCUCAAAGCACGAACACAGACUACAGUGGAGAUCAUGCAGUUAAAUUUGUUAAUGCCUCUUUCCACUGGGAGAAGAUUGGAGCUCCGACUUUAAAUAAACUCACCUUAGAGAUUCCAGAGGGUUGCUUGGUUGCUGUUGUGGGCCAAGUUGGAGCAGGAAAAUCCUCUCUGCUUUCUGCCAUUCUUGGGGAAAUGGAAAAAAUGGAAGGAACUGCCCAGAGAAAAGGUUCCGUGGCUUAUGUGUCCCAGCAAGCUUGGAUACAGAAUUCCACGUUGCAAGAAAAUGUUCUCUUUGGCUCCGAACUGAACACACACUAUUACGAAAGGGUUUUGGAGGCCUGUGCUUUGUUGCCAGACUUGGAACAAUUACCAAUUGGGGAUCAAACAGAAAUUGGAGAAAGGGGAGUCAAUAUAAGUGGUGGCCAGAAGCAGAGAGUAAGCCUUGCUAGAGCUGUGUACAGCAAUGCUGAUCUCUACUUGCUGGAUGAUCCCUUGUCUGCUGUGGACAUCCAUGUCGGGAAGCAUCUUUUUGAGAAGGUGAUCGGUUCCUCAGGCUUGUUGAAUAACAAGACACGUAUUUUAGUGACGCACAACCUGACGCUCCUACCCCUGACAGAUGUCAUAGUUGUGAUGGAAGGUGGUAGAAUUAUUGAAAUGGGGAGUUAUAAAGAGCUACUCUCUAGAAAAGCAAACUUUGCUGAGCUUGUUCUAACCUUUGGUGGAGGAAAGGAUAAUGAAGAGAUGCCCUCGAUGUCAAAACCGAAAGGUGACACUAAAAUAAAAGACCAUAUUAUAUCAAAGGAAACACAACCUCUGGAGCAUAAAGAGAAGAGUAUGUUCUCAAUGAAGAAGGAAAAAGUUGCUACUGGUUCGAUGAAAAUGUCAAUUAUUUUGAAAUACCUACAAGCCUUUGGCUGGUCCUGGAUGUGGCUAACUAUAGCAGCUUACCUGGGACAAAAUGCAAUAGCCAUAGGACAAAACCUGUGGCUCAGCACAUGGACAACAGAAGCAAAACAAAUUAAAGACUUCACAGAAUGGAUACACUUAAGAAACCACAAGCUCAGUAUCUAUGGGCUCUUGGGUCUCAUACAGGGUUUCCUGGUUUGCUGUGGUGCCUACGUGCUUACGAGAGGAUCUCUCUGUGCCUCUCGGGCAUUGCACCACCAGAUGUUAGACAGUGUGCUGCACCUUCCACUCCAGUAUUUUGAGACUCAUCCUGUAGGUCAAAUCAUCAACAGAUUCACCAAGGACAUGUUUAUAGUUGACAUACGUUUCCAUUAUUAUCUACGGACCUGGCUGAACUGUACACUGGAUGUUGUUGGAACAAUCCUCGUAAUUGUGUUUGCAUCCCCGCUGUUCAUAUUGGUGGUGGUUCCACUUGGAUACCUAUAUUUCGUCAUUCAACGAUACUAUAUCGCUAGUUCCCGACAAAUCCGACGACUGGCUCAUGUUUCACACACACCUAUAAUUUCACACUUCAGUGAAACGCUGUUAGGCGUUUCUACAGUCAGAGCAUUUGGACAUCAAGAAAGGUUUAUUAAACAAAACAGAGAUGUGAUCAACGAGAACCUGGUUUGCUUCUACAACAAUGUGAUUUCAAACAGAUGGCUGGCUGUCAGACUUGAAUUUCUAGGCAACUUGAUGGUCUUCUUUGCUGCAUUGCUUGCGGUGUUUGCUGGCAGCAACGUGGAUUCUGCUACAGUGGGAUUAUCAAUAUCCUAUGCAUUAAAUAUAACUCAAAGUUUGAAUUUUUGGGUCCGCAAAGCCUGUGAAAUUGAAACCAACGGAAUCUCUAUUGAGAGGGUUUGUGAAUAUGCAAAAAUGGACAAAGAGGCUCCCUGGAUACUAUCCAACCGGCCACUUGUGGGAUGGCCCAAUGAAGGAAUAAUACAGUUUGUCAAUUACCAAGUUCGGUACAGGUCAGAUUUGGGCUUAGCUCUACAGGAUAUAUCAUUUCAAAGCUGCAGGGAAGAGAAGAUUGGGAUCAUUGGAAGAACAGGAGCUGGCAAAUCAACUCUAACAAACUGUUUAUUUAGAAUACUAGAAAGAACCAGAGGCAAAAUUAUCAUAGAUGGCAUUGACAUAUCAACAAUUGGUUUGCAUGAUCUACGUGGCAACCUUAACAUUAUACCACAGGACCCAGUCUUAUUCUCAGGGACGCUGAAGUCCAACUUGGAUCCAUUUGGAAAAUAUUCUGAUCUUGAACUGUGGGAUGCCCUGGAAUUGUGUGACUUGAAGAAUUUUGUACAGUCACUCCCAAAGAAACUUCUACAUGAGAUUUCGGAGGGUGGCGAAAACCUGAGCGUGGGGCAACGGCAGCUUGUUUGCCUUGCUCGUGCUUUGCUGCGGAAGACCAAAGUACUAAUCUUGGACGAAGCGACAGCCUCUGUUGAUAUUGAAACAGAUCAUCUAGUACAGUCCACAAUCCGGAAAGAAUUUCACAACUGCACAGUGCUAACCAUUGCCCACAGGCUGCAUUCCAUAAUGGAUUCUGAUCGGUUGCUUGUUCUUGACUCCGGAAGGAUUGCUGAAUUCGAUACUCCAGAGAGAUUGUUACAACAGAAAGGCAUGUUUUAUGAAAUGGUAUUAGAAGCUGGAAUACAGCAAGAGAUGGACAGCUAACUUACAAACACUGUGUACAUAUUUCCCCCUGAAUUCUGCUAUGAAAAUAGUGUAAAUAUUUGUUUCCUUUUAUAAUGAAGUAUACGAUUUUAAGGAGGGGCAAGUAAUUGACUGAACUGUCAGCAGUAAAUACCUUUAAUACAAGGUGUAUGUGCCUUGACCAAUCAUGCAAGUUGUAUUGGUUAGAAUGAUUGUACUAAAUCUAUAGCACUGGGACGUUCAUGGUAUAUCUUUAGUGAGUCAGAUUAAGAGUUCUGGACCAUCUGCUAUCUUUAACAGGUCUGUAUCGAUUUCAAGUACAUAAUAUAUCUAUAUAUUAUGUACUUGUUAUCAUGAUCGGUCGCCUGUGAGGAAUGUACAAAGUGUUCUAGAAG
Molecule: messenger RNA, 4273 nt
Organism: Elgaria multicarinata webbii
Lineage: Eukaryota; Metazoa; Chordata; Lepidosauria; Squamata; Anguidae
Product: ATP-binding cassette sub-family C member 2-like
Exons: 28
Coding region: 12-3899 (1295 amino acids)
Biological process (GO): transmembrane transport
Cellular component (GO): membrane
Molecular function (GO): ATP hydrolysis activity; ATP binding; ABC-type transporter activity
Source: RefSeq, a predicted model, not a curated record